Molecule: messenger RNA, 2484 nt
Organism: Capsaspora owczarzaki ATCC 30864
Lineage: Eukaryota; Filasterea; Ministeriida; Capsasporidae
Exons: 3
Coding region: 1-2484 (827 amino acids)
Biological process (GO): amine metabolic process
Cellular component (GO): plasma membrane
Molecular function (GO): primary methylamine oxidase activity; quinone binding; copper ion binding
Source: RefSeq, a predicted model, not a curated record
AUGGCUGGUACGCACUUCUCCGGCUCUUCAUCCGGUACCAGCGUGAAUGCUCCCCCGCAGGUCAACCCCAAUCCCGAUCUGGCCACCUGCCCUUUGAACGGUCUGCAGGACCACGCCUUUGCUGGUGCCACGACCCCUGCCCAGCAGCAUCCUCUGGAAAAUCUCUCGCCUGACGAACUCGAAGCCGUGCGCGAUGUCAUGCUGCGGAAUGCCUCAUUGGCGUUGACGCCGUUUGGCACGGCUGGCGUGCGCGACUCGUUCAUUUAUGCGAUGGAGCUGCUGCCCCCGACCAAAGCUGCCAUGCUCGACUUUCUCGAUCACAGUGGUCCGCGCCCGAAGCGCUACGCCCGCGUCAUUGUGUACCACGGCGCGUGGGACUCUCCGGUGGUGAACGAGUACCAGGUUGGGCCGCUUCCCAUCAAGGAGAGCGACGAUCCCUACGAUGAGGAUGGUUGCCGCGUUGUUCUUUGGCGCGGACCCAUUCCGUGGGUCAUGAGACCGGUCGCUGCAAACGAGUACGUUGCCUGGGACCCCAUCAUUCGCGGAGCCAUGCGAUCCCUGACCACGCUGCUGCAGGAGAGCUACGGCACGACGUACGACGACGGCGGCAUCUUUUUCACCGACAAUGCGCCGCGCGGCUACACCCGUCUGACCCGCCACAGCUGGAUUUGGAUGAUGUACGCUGUCGAGGGCGAGUACAUUAACUGUCUCGGUCUUGAAAUGCAAAUCAACCAUCUCGACCUCAACCCGGCGAAUUGGUUUAUCACCAACUUUGUCUACAACAAUCAGGGCCCGUUUGCGUCGGCCGCAGAGCUCAUGUGGCAGUACAACAACAAUGCCACUUUCCAAAAGAUCAAGAUGACCUUCCCCGGCACCGAGGCGCAGCAUUUGGCGCGUGAAGAGGCUCUCAAGAAUGGCAACCGUGCUGCCGCCGCUGCCUCCUCCUCCAAGCCCCUGCAGCAGCCGGACAAUUCCGUCCCCGUCUGGAGCUCCAUCCGAACUCGCGAAAACGCAGAGCGCCGUGCCUUUGCCACUCUGCAAGCGCCGCGCACGUACUAUCCCGACGGCGCGCGCUUCCGUGUCGACGGCUCGACCAUUUCGUAUCUCGGCUGGGAAUUCUUGCUGACCUCGUCUAUUCGUUCUGGCUUGAACCUGCGCGACAUUCGCUUUAAGGGCGAGCGCAUCAUUUACGAGCUUGCCAUCCAGGAUGCCUACGCGGGCUACGCUGGUCGUCAGCCCUCCCAGGCCACGUCCAACUAUUUCGACUCUGGCUGGGGCAUGGGCUGGUCGUCCUACGAGCUCAUUCGCGGCGUCGAUUGCCCAGAAACGGCCACCUUCCUCGAUGCCCAUGCCUUGGCCAAUGCUGGAAACGUCAUGACCCAGCACAACGCCAUCUGUCUGUUUGAGGUGGACGCAUCCGGGCCCAUGUUCCGCCACUACUCAAAGCCCAAGCUUUCAAUGACGUACUCGAGCGCUGGCGGUGUUCGCAGCUCGCACAUGAUCCUCCGCACUGCCGUGACCGUGUACAACUACGACUAUGUCUACGACUACAUUUUCCAUCUGGACGGCACCAUCGAGGUGCGAAUGUCAGCGACAGGGUACCUGCAAGGUGGGUUCUACGCCGACAACUCUGACAACAUGUACGGCCAGCACGUCCACAGCGAUACGAUGGGCAAUCUUCACGAUCACAUUAUUGGAUACAAGAUUGACUUUGACAUUGGCGGCCUCCAAAACUCAUACCAAAAGAUGAUGUUCCGCACUGGCGUCUUCCCCAAGAAUCCUUACCUGCCCCCGAGCAAGACGAUGAAGUAUGUCGACCGCGUGACUGUUCCUUCGGAGAAGAAUUCGAUUUCCAUUCUGAAUACGACCUCGCCGUCCUACUGGAACAUUGUCAACCUGGACCAAACCAACACCUGGGGCGUGACGAAAGGCUACCGCAUCCAGCCAAUGGCGACGAUUGUCAACAUUAUGCCCCCGGAAACCGAGUUCAUGAAGGCUGCGUCGUGGUCCAAGUACAAUCUUGCCGUCACCGUUCGCCACGAAAGCGAGGAGCGCUCCACCGAAUCGUUGUACGACAUGCAGGCCCCCGACGACCCGAUCGUCUCGUUUGACGAUUUUCUGGCCAACGACGAAAACAUUGUCCAGCAGGACAUUGUCGCUUGGGUGGCUGUUGGCAUGAUGCACCAGCCGCACGCCGAAGACGUUCCCAUCACGCUCACCGUGGGCUCCAUGACUGGGUUUGUGCUCAAGCCCUUCAACUUUUUCGAUACCAACCCCGCAAUGGACCUCGCACAGGGCCGCUUUGUUCAGGCAAAUGGCGAGCCGGCAGGCAACGUCCGUCCCAUGGUUCCUCUGAAGGAGCAGCUUGCGUCGCCGCCGGAACGCAAGCCAGGCAACGUGCUGGAAGACACACUGGCCAUCAAGCAGCAAUGCGUUGCUCCCAAGUUCCCUUUCUUGUAUGAGGGUACUCCUCACUUCCUCUGA